UGCAGCAUGUAUCUCUCUCUUUUUCUUUUUUCAAUUUUCUUUUCAUUUCUAAUCUAAUUUCUUUUUUUUUCUGACGCAAAGCUUCUUCUUCUUCUUCUUCUUCUCUCUCUCAUUCUCUCUUUCUUUGGUUUGAAAUCUUUUUGUUUUCCAGUCCUCAUGAAUCAAAAACAAUUGACACCCGAAACAGAGCAAAAACUUGAUGGCUGAUUUUGUUUCCAUGUGUCUGAUCGAACAGCUGUGGUUUAAAAUGGCUGGUUUCUUUCGACAGCGGAGCAUGUUAAAAAAUGCCCUGAGGGAGCCUGAUCCAACGACGGAGAAACUUCUACAUGUAUACUUUAAGCUGUUAUAAAAAAAACUCAGUUCUUAUUCUUUCUCGGUGCUGAAAACGUAAUUGUCUGCUCCAAUACUUUAUAUUUGUCAAUUCACAUCUGCUUCUAAAUAAUUUUGUAUUGGUCUGCAUAGUUGUUCGUAUUCUAGUAUAAAACAGAUAGCAUUUGUGUUGCCACAACCGUAUGUAUAAAAGUAAAUAUAUAUGUUUAUUGUUAACAUGCUAACUUAUUUUAUAACAUGCUAAUUUCUUUUAUUUGGCUCGUUAACUUUAAAAUUAGUUAGUUAACUUUAUGUUUUAAAAACAUAAAGUUAACUAACUAAUAUUAAAAACAUAAAGUUAGUUAGUUAACGAGCCGAAUAAGUUAGUAUGUUAUAAAAUAAUUUUAAAAACAUAAAGUUAACUAACUAAUAUUAAAAAAAAAUGCAAACAAAAAAAGUUGUAAAAAAUUGCAAAACAAAAAUGUGUCAGGUACUUUGUUGCGUCAGGUACUUUGUAUGUUAGAGAAAAAGGUCAAUUUGGGAAGUCCUUGUAACAAUAUGCAUUUGUCUACCUAUUUAUUUUCCAUAAUGCAUAAUUUAGGCCUCUCUUAUGGGCAUAUACCUUGAUCACUCCACAGAUAAUUGGUAGGCUCUCAUAAAUGUUUUUUUAUUAACUUGUAAAUAUCAUUAGAUGAUUAAAACGUUUUUACAAAAAGCAGAACCUUAAGGUUGGACCACCCCGGCAAAAGACGAGAAAAAACAAAAUGAACCAAGGGGGAUGAAUCAAGAAAGCACUACGCAGAGUGUUAUCUUAACCAUAAAACCAUUCGAGAAGAGAAAUUUUUCAAGUGUCUUCUCGCUGAGAUACCAUUUCGCACUUCCUUUCUACUUAAAUGUUAUAAAGAAAACGUAAAAUGCCAUCUUUCUACUUGUAACUUUGAAGGAACCAGAUAGGAAGAUCUUCUUUUUCCUAAUGUAGAUUUCUCCUAUACGUCAAUAACUCACGGGAGUUGAGCUGCUCACUCAUUUUUCCCUACGUAACAUUUAACGUACACCAUUCUCUCAAGAUGCAUCCAUUAUAUCAAAGAUCUCUAAACCAUAAUAUACACAAAUUUGAUUUCUCUUAUUACUAUCAUUUGUGGUACUAAAUUUUUUUAGAAAAAUGGGUGGAUUUCCUGGAUUUGGUGUUUGGAUGAAUCAGAAGACUCAACAGCCUCUUAAGACCGGGUCCAAGAGAUCUGAGGAUGAUAAAUCUAAGUCGGUGUCACCGAAAGAGAGUAAUAAUAUGGAAUUAUAUCACGACUCAGAGGAGGAAGAUAAGCAAAUAAAACUAUGGAACGUUGCAGAGAGAAAGCAUCCAUGGUAUGAUCCUCCUCCUAAAGUGAAGGUAAGAACAAUUCAGCAAACGAAGUAUAUGCAUUACCACUUUGGCCUUGGAGGAAGCGCUAUAAUUUUUCUUUUCUUGGAUCUGAAAUGUUUCUUUUUUUUUUUAUGUUUGAAGGUGACAACGAAAAGGGGUAUUUGCCAUAUGAAUAUAGAAUUCACAUUGGGAGUGACCCCUUUAGCAGCCUUCGAAAAUUUGCGUAAACCAAUGUCCUUGUCAAUAGACAUGUCUGCGCGCCAACUUCUGAAAAACAAAUCAAGAAAGGUUUUGAAGAAGGAUGGUCCAAGAGAGAUUUUAGAGACAGAGAACACUGUGGCCUUCGAUUUCCUGUGGUGGUCUGGAGCUUUCCCCAUAAAGCUUAUUGUCGACGAAAACAUUAAAGAUCUUACGGCAAAAUAUAAAAAGGAGAAAAUGAUGUUCAUGAAAGUGUUUGAGGGUAACUAUAAAGUGGAGCCGAUAUUUGUAGAUUCAGAACGUUUGUGCAAGCAUAGGUUGCCGAAAACCCGAGAAGAAUACAAAAAAUGUAGUGAUGGACAAGGAAAAAUUGCAUCGAAAGUGAUAAUGAACCAAUACUUUCAACCCUCUCCUCCGUUUAACCUGCCACCGUUUUCAUGGUACAUUAAUGGGAUCACCAUCAGGACCACAAAAACACUGCUCCAGAUGAUUGAACUUUCGACUGUGACCUUCCGAGAGUUGUCGUGAGUUCUCAUGAUAAUGACGUCAUAAAGGCAUCAAGGCAACAAACAUGGAAAAUAAUAGCCUAAAUGAACCUUCACAAAAUAGAUGUCGUUAGUCUAUGAAAGACAACAUAUAUAUUUAUAAUGAUUAUUAUAUCCUUUAGAUGAACAAUUUGAGUCGAGUUUAGAGCACCUCCAAUGUAUUACUCCAUAUUUUACUUUAAAAUGGUGCAACACCAAAAUGGAAUAAGGUUUUACUCUAAUGUAUUACUCUAUUUUCUACUCCAAAAAUAAUAUAUUUUAUUAAUAA
Messenger RNA from Brassica rapa (field mustard), 2680 nucleotides. RefSeq lists its product as uncharacterized. Lineage: Eukaryota; Viridiplantae; Streptophyta; Magnoliopsida; Brassicales; Brassicaceae. The record is from RefSeq and is a predicted model, not a curated record.